AUGGUUGAUAAACAGGGCUAUAAUAUACCGCAUUAUUCGACGCCAACACGCCGCGUAGAUGGUAAUAAGGUACGCAACAUGAAAAGCACAAACAAGGUGAAAAACCCUGCAGCUAUAAAUGCUAUGUCCUCGGAAAGCCACAUAUUAUCUAACCCAGUUUUCUGCCAGAACUGCGAAGUAAACUUCAUAGAUGUCGAUGAAUACGAGAAACACACCAAAAACAAAUGUAUAAGAAAACAUAUUUGCACAUAUUGCAAUGCAUCAUUUCAAAGAAACGAUCAUUUGAAACGUCACAUAGUAAGCGUACAUUCAAAUACUAAAUGCAAUAUAUGUCCAUUGUGUAACGAAGAUUGCAAGAACUACGAUUUGUUAUUAAAACAUGUAAAAGUCCAUCCCAAUGAAUCUGUGUGCCACUGUCAUGAAUGCGGGCAAGAAUUCAAGUCGUUACACGAGCUUGUCGUUCACAAAUUGACUCACGUAUGGCCAGAGUGUCACGUAUGUUCAUACUGCAGUAAGGUGUUUAAACGUCGUGAUCAUAUGUUGAGGCAUAUACAGACAUUGCAUUUACAACAGCAUACUGCAUGUCCGAUUUGUAGUCAAAAGUUUAAAAGGAAGGAUCACACAUUAAGGCAUAUUAGAGAGAAGCAUAGAAUGGCUAUACCUAAUGGUGGAUUGAAGGAGUUUCAAGAAAAGUUGAUGUCUGUAUCGCAAUGA
Messenger RNA from Pararge aegeria (speckled wood butterfly), 714 nucleotides. RefSeq names its product zinc finger and BTB domain-containing protein 41-like. Lineage: Eukaryota; Metazoa; Arthropoda; Insecta; Lepidoptera; Nymphalidae. Gene Ontology annotation, molecular function: RNA polymerase II cis-regulatory region sequence-specific DNA binding; DNA-binding transcription factor activity. The record is from RefSeq and is a predicted model, not a curated record. The transcript has a single exon. Bases 1 to 714 code for a protein of 237 amino acids. Gene Ontology annotation, biological process: regulation of transcription by RNA polymerase II.